UCUCGUUGGCAGUCUGGCAACGCCGUCUACACGCAGAAACAAAAAGUCAUCUUCGAAGCGGCGUUUGCAUUUUACAAGUUUUAUUUGUCGAACUCAAACAAAUAUUAAAGCAUAGUCAUAAUGUCCAUUUUAGCUUACAAUGGAGGUUGCGUCGUCGCUAUGCGCGGCAAGGACUGCGUGGCCAUUGCUACGGAUCAUCGCUUUGGUGUGCAGGCACAAACAAUUUCUACAGAUUUCAAGAAGGUGUUCCACAUUGCCCCUCGCAUGUUCCUGGGUUUGACUGGCUUGCAGACUGAUAUACUAACCGUGCGGGACCGUCUGAUGUUCCGGAAAAAUGUCUAUGAAACAAAAGAGAAUAGAGAGAUGGCACCCAAACCUUUCUCUGCAAUGUUGUCAAGUUUUCUUUACGAGCACCGCUUCGGACCGUACUUUAUUGAGCCGGUGGUGGCUGGCUUGGAUCCAAAGACAAUGAAACCAUUUAUUUGCAACAUGGAUCUCAUAGGAUGUCCUAAUGAGCCUGAUGACUUCGUAGUGGCUGGCACUUGUGCUGAGCAGCUGUACGGAAUGUGCGAAACAUUAUGGCGCCCAGACCUGGAGCCGGAUCAGCUUUUUGAGGUCAUUGCUCAGUCAAUGGUGAAUGCAUUUGAUCGCGAUGCUAUGAGUGGUUGGGGUGCAACGGUCUACAUUAUCGAAAAGGACAAGAUUACGGAACGCUCGCUCAAAACGCGUAUGGAUUAAGCAUAAUUUUGUAAAAAAAACACUUUAAAAUGGUAAAGAAACACAAAUAAAAUUUGUUAGGAUCAGUA
Drosophila busckii is the source of this 806-nucleotide messenger RNA. RefSeq names its product proteasome subunit beta type-3 (gene Prosbeta3). NCBI's taxonomy places the organism in Eukaryota, Metazoa, Arthropoda, Insecta, Diptera, Drosophilidae. The transcript has a single exon. The record is from RefSeq and is a predicted model, not a curated record. Bases 121 to 738 code for a protein of 205 amino acids. Gene Ontology annotation, cellular component: proteasome core complex, beta-subunit complex; proteasome core complex. Gene Ontology annotation, biological process: proteasome-mediated ubiquitin-dependent protein catabolic process.